AGGCUGGGCAAGACUUAAAAGGGAGAUGACCCUGGCUAGCUGGUGCCGCCUUUGACCUCCGACGCCCGGGGCAAGGGGACCCAACGGGGGAGAACGGGAGAAAAGGGCCACCGCUGAGACAGUCCCGCGGGCUCGCGAGGGAGGCGAACGGACCGGAGAGGCGAGACCCCCUGGGAGCGCCCGGCACCCCGCCACCAUGUGCGAGCUGUACAGCAAGCAAGACACCCUGGCGCUGCGGAGGAAGCACAUCGCGCCCUCCUGCAAAGUUUUCUUUGCUGCGGAUCCCAUCAAAAUAGUGCGAGCCCAGGGGCAGUACAUGUUUGACGAGAAAGGUGAACAGUACUUGGAUUGCAUCAACAACGUUGCCCAUGUGGGACACUGCCACCCAGAAGUGGUCAAAGCUGCCCAGAAACAGAUGGGACUACUAAAUACAAAUUCUCGAUUCCUCCACGACAACAUUGUUGAGUAUGCCAAGCGCCUGUCAGCAACCCUGCCGGACAAACUCUCUGUUUGCUAUUUUACAAAUUCAGGAUCUGAAGCCAAUGACUUAGCCUUACGCCUGGCUCGGCAGUUCAGAGGCCACCAAGACGUGAUCACUCUUGACCAUGCUUACCACGGUCACCUAUCAUCUUUAAUUGAGAUCAGUCCAUAUAAAUUUCAAAAGGGCAAAGAUGUCAAGAAAGAAUUUGUGCAUGUGGCACCAGCUCCAGAUACUUACAGAGGAAAAUACAGAGAAGACCAUACAGACCCGGCCAGUGCUUAUGCCGAUGAAGUGAAGAAAAUUAUUGACGAAGCUCAUAACAGUGGAAGGAAGAUUGCUGCCUUUAUUGCUGAAUCCAUGCAGAGUUGUGGCGGACAAAUAAUUCCUCCAGCAGGCUACUUCCAGAAAGUGGCAGAAUAUGUACACAGAGCAGGAGGUGUGUUUAUAGCUGAUGAAGUUCAAGUAGGCUUUGGCCGAGUUGGGACACAUUUCUGGAGUUUCCAAAUGUUUGGUGAAGAUUUCGUUCCAGACAUCGUCACAAUGGGAAAACCAAUGGGCAAUGGCCACCCAGUGGCAUGCGUGGUAACAACCAAAGAAAUUGCAGAAGCCUUCAGCAGCUCUGGGAUGGAAUAUUUCAAUACGUAUGGAGGAAAUCCAGUAUCUUCUGCUGUUGGUUUGGCCGUCCUGGAUGUAAUUGAAAAUGAAGACCUUCAAGGAAAUGCCACAAGAGUAGGGAAUUAUCUCACCAAGUUACUGAAUAAGCAGAAGGCUAAACAUACUUUGAUAGGAGAUAUCAGGGGUGUUGGCCUUUUUACUGGAAUUGACUUAGUGAAGGACCAUCAGGAAAGGACCCCCGCCACAGCCGAAGCUCAGCACAUCAUCUACAAGAUGAAAGAAAAGAGAGUGCUUCUCAGUGCCGACGGACCUCAUAGAAAUGUGCUUAAAAUAAAACCACCUAUGUGCUUCACUGAAGAAGAUGCCAAGUUUAUGGUGGACCAGCUGGAUGAGAUUCUAACAGGUUUAGAAGAAGCCGUUGGAGCCAAAACUGAGAGUGUGAUCUCUGAGAAUACUCCGUGCAGAACCAAGAUGCCUGAGGAAGCCCACUCGGAAUUGCUCAGUGACGGCAGCCUGGACCCCAAAGAAAAUCCCAGCCGAAAAAGAAAUGGAUUGUGCACAGAUAAACAUUCACUGCUCAGUAAGAGGCUCAAGACAUGAGAGACGAGCAUUUUACAACAAGAUAAAUGUCCAGAGUUACACAGAAUGAAUGGAAGUGUCCUUUCUGUUAAAAGCUCUAUUAUACCCACCAAAGGAAGAAUCUGCAUUCCAUUCAGACAUAAAUAAAGAAAUGAGUAAUAAGAAUAAUCCAAGUGAUAAUCAAACCCUGUCAAGAUUUAGCCUCUAGCCUGUUAAUUCCUUACUUGAGAUUUCUGAAAGUACUUCAUUUAUUCUACUCAAUUUCAGCUUCAAAUGGAAUAUUUAUUAAGUGGGCAGUUUUACUUCUCAUGUUUUAAUAUUUGACAUGACAGAGCAAAGUACAGUAGUAGGUUCCUGAACUUUGGAGACUAUGAAUUCUUUAAUGAUUUAAUUUAUAUAUAUUUAUGGACUAUAAUAAAAUAAAAGAUGAUGAAAACCAAAAAAAAUUUGACAAGAAAAAUGUUUACCGUUCCUUUGCGGAGAACAUUGGGGUAGUAAAAUCAACGCCAUUUGGGAAAAAAUCACAUACAGCAAAUGUGAAGAAGUGAAUGAAUAAUUUGGACUUCUGUUGGGGAACUAGGUUAAUCGUGGUCCUGUGGGGACGAGGGUGGAAGUGAAGAGGCCAAACAAGGAGUACACCCAGAAACACUCCUAAACGUGAUGUUGGCAGCAGAAGCAGUAGCCAAAGCGCUGCGUUCACAGUCAGGAGACCUCGGCUCUGGCUACUCAGACUGUCACCUUGGCAAGUCACUUACCUGUUAGGUGAGAAAUUAACUUUCAACCAAUCAUCUUCCUCUUCUCAUCCAGCUUAUUGCCUUUGCACAACCCCUGACACAUAGAGAUACACACAUUUCUAACCAGAGGUCGGCAAAGGGAAGUGAGGGAACCCAGAACCUCAAGAAUCUCUUCCUUAGAAGUGCUGGUACCAUGAGACAUCCACUUGGAGGCUCGUGUACUGACCUGGAAGAAAUGUGACUUUUAGCCUUGACUUCCCAGUAUCUUAUUGCCCUCGGAACAGUCAUUAAGUUUUGUGUGUUGGUUUCUGUUCUGUAAAGAAGAGAGAAUAAUUUUGCUAGGGCUGUUGCAUGAGAGCUGAGAA
Messenger RNA from Balaenoptera acutorostrata (minke whale), 2774 nucleotides. It is a transcript of the gene ETNPPL, whose product is annotated as ethanolamine-phosphate phospho-lyase. Gene Ontology annotation, molecular function: transaminase activity; pyridoxal phosphate binding; ethanolamine-phosphate phospho-lyase activity. The record is from RefSeq and is a predicted model, not a curated record. The transcript is spliced from 13 exons. Lineage: Eukaryota; Metazoa; Chordata; Mammalia; Artiodactyla; Balaenopteridae. Gene Ontology annotation, cellular component: mitochondrion. The coding region runs from base 197 to 1696 and encodes 499 amino acids.